AUGAUUACUAAUAAUGAUGAUGUUCUUAAACUACCAAGUCUAUCUGAUUCAAAUUCAUUCAUUGGUGCUGGUACAUCCGGUAUUCGUCAUGUUUUUCCUAUUCAUCUAACUGAUAUUGAUUAUAGUGAUGAUUUAUUUUGUCGUUCAAUAUCUCAUUUACGUUUUCAUACUCCAACGACUAAAAUAUGUACAAAUGUUGAAAUGAUUCGUAAUAUUUGUUCAUCAGUUCAAACAUUAGAACAUCUUGAUAUUAGUGAAAAUGAACUUGAUGAUUUACCAACAGAAAUUAGUUUACUUAUUCAUCUUCGAACAUUAAAUUGUUCACAUAAUAAACUAACAAAUAUAUCAAAUUCAUUUGAACAAUUAAAUCAAAAAUUAAAACGACUUGAUUUAUCAUUUAAUCAUUUAAAACGUUUACCAAUCGUUAUUUAUACAUUAAAAUAUCUUAUACGAUUAAAUUGUGAACAUAAUUUAAUUAAAACAAUCGAUAUAGAUUUAUUAAAUCUUAAAUAUUUAAAAAUUUUUAUUCUUGAUCAUAAUCAAAUACAAACACUUAAUACAAUUGAUUUUAGUCAAAUGAAAAAACUUGAAUGUGUUCAUAUAGCUCAUAAUCAAUUAAUUAAAUUUCCACGUAAUCUACAUAAAUUAAAUUAUUUAAAAAAUAUUAAUCUAUCUCAUAAUCGUCUUACUAGUUUUCCAAUUGAAUUAUUACUUAUAAAUUCAUUAGAUGUAUUAAAUCUUAGUCAUAAUUUUCUAACACAAUUAUCACAAUUAUCAAGUAUUUAUAAACGAACAUCACUUAUGUUUUCAAUUGAUUUAUCAUUUAAUCAAUUAACAAAAAUUUAUGAUUAUCUUCUUUUAAUUUCUUUAAAAGUUGAUUUAUCAAAUAAUAAUAUUCAAUCAAUAUCAAAUAAUUUAAUUCAAAUAUUAAAUUAUGAUAUGAUUACAAAUCGAGAAUUAAAAAUUAAUAAUAAUCCAUUAAAAGAACCAAUAAGUCUAUUAAAAAUUCUUAAUGAAGAAAAUAGAUAUUCACGAAAUAUUCUUGAAAUAAUUCGUUCAUGUUUUGAUAAACAACAAAUUAAUGAAAUUGUUCGACAAGGUUUUAAAAUAUAUAUUACUGGUUGUAAAAAAAGUGGUAAAUCAUCAUUAGCAUAUUGUCUUGAAGAAUAUAGACCAUUAAUAGAUGAUGAAAAAGAAGAAAAAAUUGUUAAUAUUCUUCAAUUCCCAUUUCAUUUCGAAACAAACAAUGAUCAUUCAUCUUUAGAAAUGAAAUCUCAAAUUCAUUUACCAAGAAAAUCUAUUGACUUAUCCCAAACACAACAACAACAACAAACACAAUUUGAUAUUGAUAUACAAAAACAGAGACGAUUUUCAAUUGUUUCAUUAAAACAAUCUACAUUACUUUCAUCAAUAACUCCUAUGUCAUUAGAAUCAAUUAAAUCUCUUCCAUUAACUAUAUAUGAUUUUAAUGGAUCACCAGAAUAUUAUCAAUAUAUAUCAACAUUUAUUGAUACAAACGCACUUCAUUUUAUUUGUAUUCAUACAGUUGAUUUCGAUAAAAAAACUCCUAGAAAUAUUGAAGAAGUAUUUAAUGAUACAUUUGAUAUAACAUUAUAUCCAAUUAUUCAACAAUUAUUUCAAAUAUUACAAAUUCUUUGUGAAAAACUAACUAAAACAAAUGCUCUUAUAAUAUUACCUAUUGCUACAUGUAUUGAUCUAUAUGAUAAACAAUCAAAACAGGAUAAAAUUCAAUCAUUAGAUAAAAUUAAUAAAUUCUUUCAACUUUAUCUUCAAUUGCGUAUUAAUCGAAUAAAACAUGAAAUUGAACAAAUUAAAUGUCUUCAAACAAUACCACCUUCUCUUUCGGAUCGUCUUAAAACUUAUAAUUGUCUUCUAAAUAAUAAUAUACAAAUUGAAUCUUGUCAAGCAAUUAGUUCAUUAACAUGUCAAGGUAUAAAUGAACUUAAUCAAAGAAUUCAACAUUAUAUUUUAACACAAAAUACUAUCUUUCCGCAUAUCAAUAGAAUUUUACCAACACUUUGGGCUGAAACAAAUCGAUAUAUUGAAUCUUUAGCUGAUGAUUUACCUGUUCCAUAUCUUUCAUGGGAACAUUUUACUAGUCAUAUUAUUAAUAAACAUGGACUUUCAAAUUUAAUCAAUGAUAUAUCAAUGUCAUUAUGUGAUCAAGGAAAAAUUUUAAUUUUAAAUGAAAUUGGUACAAAAAAUCGUAUUGUUUUUCUUCGACCAGUAUGGUUAGGUGAUCUUCUAUCAUCAUUAUUUCAUCAUGAUAAUUUUUUUGAAUCUAUACAUCAAUUAUAUAGAAAAGAAUAUGAACAAUGUGGUCGUUUACAUUUAGAUCUUAUUCAUUCAUUAUGGAUUAAUUUAUUACAUAAAAAAGAAUAUUUUUAUCAUGUAUGGAAUAUAUUAAUGCGUUUUUUAUUAAUUGCAUAUCCAAAAAUUAAUAAAAAACAAUUAAAAAUUUUUUUGAAUUCUGAAGAAAAAAAUGAAAUAAAAUUUGAUUAUUUUAUUGUUCCAUGUUAUUUACCAUUUAUUAAUUUAAAUGAACAAGAAGAAGAAAAAAGACAUUUUUUUAAACAAAUAAUAAAUAAAGUUAAUAUACGUUAUCAAAGUUCAAUGUUACCAUUAGGAUUUUUUCAUCGAUUUUCUGUUUUGGCUAUAUUAAAAUCAGAUGUUAUUUAUAUAAAACAUUGGAAUAAUUUUAUUAUAGGUGAACAUAAAGAAAAACAAGUUAAAUUUAUUAUUGAAACAAAUCAUCAUACAUAUAUUAAUUGUUAUUGUGGAACAAAUUUUACUGAACAACCAUUUGAUAAUAUAUGGAAUGUACUUAUGUCAAUACUUAAUCUUUUUGAAGAAAUGUUUAAAAUUUUAGCUCCUAGUAAUCCAUUUAAUCGUGCUGUUUGUUGUCCAUAUUGUAAUGAAUAUUCAUUUAUGGGUGAAUGGACAACACCAAAAGAAUUACAAAGUAUUAAAAUAAAACUUUGUUCAUCAUGUGGACAAAAUGUUGAUACAAAUUAUCUUAUACAACCAAAUGAAAAUAAACGACGAAAUGAAGAACUUUUAAAAAAAAUUCGAGAACGAAAAGCUAAUAAUAUUAAGAAAACUUCCAAUGUUAUAUCAUCAACAACUACAAAUAUGACUCAUUUAUUUAUACAAUCACUAUAUAUCAUUCGUAAAGUAAUCAUAGUACAGAAUGAUGGUUUUUAUCAUGACAACAUACAACGAUGGUUUGAUUUUCCUCAAACUAAUUAUACAAUAAGUCUUUUAUAUCCUAUUGAUUUUGAUACUAUGGUACUUGAAUUUAAUCAAACAUUAUCAACUACUGCAACAAAUGGUGCUGUUAAUGCAUCACCGGAUUUACAUUGGUAUCCAUUUCAACCUGGUCAAUGUCCACCAACAUAUAAUAUUAUAUUACAAGGUUUUUGCGCACCAUUAAUAAUAAUUAUAUCAACUGUAUUAAAUUCUUUAAUUGCUGUUGUUUUACUUCAAAAACAUCUUCGUUCACCAACAAAUAUUCUUCUUUUAGCUAUUGCACUUUAUGAUACAUUAACAGGACUUUUUCCUUUUCCAGCAUUAAUAUAUGUAUAUACAUUUCGACAAUGUAAUGAUUAUAUACCAUAUAAUUAUGGAUGGUUUCAUCGAAUGAGUCAUGAUGUAUUACCAUUUAUUUUUCAUACAUGUUCAAUAUGGGUAACUGUUGUAUUAGCUAUACAACGUUAUAUAUAUGUAUGUUAUUCAGAAAAAGCUAAACAAUGGUGUACUGUACCAAUGGCACUAAAAGCAAUUGUUUGUGUUAAUAUUUUAGCACUUAUUGUAGCUAUACCAAUGUUUAUUGAAGGCACAUUUAAACCUGAAAUGGUUAAUUCGUUAAUUGAUUCAAAAAAAUAUUUUGCUGCAUGUACAGUUGUUGAUUAUUCAGAAGAUCCAAAAUAUAGAACAUUAUUCUCUAUUUAUACACUUAUUCGUGCUUUAUUAAUUAAUGUUGGUCCAUGUACAUUACUUGUUAUAUUAAAUGCUAUUUUAGUUGAACGUAUGAAAGAAGCUAAAAAAAAUCGAGAUAAACUUAUGCGACGACG
Messenger RNA from Rotaria sordida, 4094 nucleotides. The record is from the annotation of a GenBank genome assembly. NCBI's taxonomy places the organism in Eukaryota, Metazoa, Rotifera, Eurotatoria, Philodinida, Philodinidae.